AUAAUCCUUGUGCAGAAAAGACCUGCUAUGAUGUCGGUGCCUCAGUUUGGAGGGUGGGAUCAAAAGGCUCCAGGAGCUACCGACUACUCAAUGGUGUUCACCCAAGCUCGGGCAAACAAAAAGAAUCAGAAAACCGACCUGACUGAAAUCAAGCGUAAAAGCCUUGGGAGUGAAGGGGACUUCGUCAAUGCCAAUCAUGGUCAAACUCAUCAUGCUCAUGCUAACGCUCAUGCUCACGCUCAACAUGCACACGCUAAUGCUCAUGCUAACGCUCAUGCUCAACAUACACACGCUAACGUUCAUGCUCAUGCUCAUGAAGAACCCGUUGUCAUGGGGAAAAGAAGAAUUCUGACCUACAUAAAUUGCUGUAUUAGGCCGUAA
This is a messenger RNA of Abrus precatorius (Indian licorice), 381 nucleotides long. RefSeq lists its product as uncharacterized. Lineage: Eukaryota; Viridiplantae; Streptophyta; Magnoliopsida; Fabales; Fabaceae. The transcript has 2 exons. The annotation marks the transcript as partial. The record is from RefSeq and is a predicted model, not a curated record.